This is a messenger RNA of Lacerta agilis (Sand lizard), 2219 nucleotides long. RefSeq names its product potassium voltage-gated channel modifier subfamily G member 1 (gene KCNG1). The transcript is spliced from 3 exons. The coding region runs from base 288 to 1817 and encodes 509 amino acids. Gene Ontology annotation, biological process: protein homooligomerization; regulation of delayed rectifier potassium channel activity; potassium ion transmembrane transport. Gene Ontology annotation, cellular component: voltage-gated potassium channel complex; membrane. Gene Ontology annotation, molecular function: delayed rectifier potassium channel activity; protein binding. The record is from RefSeq and is a predicted model, not a curated record. Lineage: Eukaryota; Metazoa; Chordata; Lepidosauria; Squamata; Lacertidae.
CUCUCUUGCGCGGGAGCCAUACCCCAGGCCGGGCUUCUUUGGGGGCCGGAGCCGCCGUUGCCAUGCCCGUGCGCUCUGCUUCCAAAGGGCGCCAGCCGAGGGCGUCCCGUGGGCUUAGCCCCGCCGCCGCCUGCGCUCCCGAGUCUCCUUCCUGGUUAGCGGCGCUGCUGCUCACUCCCGGGCUGUUUCUUCACCUGCUUUGCCCGCCCAGGAGGAGAAGCGAAGCGGCUGUUGCAAAAAUCUGUAGCGGGAGCAGCAGAGGGAUGUGAAUCCACCUGGUGACCAAGAUGACUCUCUUACCAGGCGAAAAUUCGGACUAUGACUACAGCGCCUUGAGCUGUGCUUCGGAUGCCUCCUUCAACCCCUCUUUCUUUGCUGAAACAGAAACGCUCAAGGGAGUCUUUUACCAAAGGGCCAAACUCAUCCACCCCUCGGAAGAACUAUACGGAAGCAUUCGCCCGGAAGACCGGAAGCAUCACAUCAUCAUCAACGUGGGUGGCUUCAAAUACUUGCUCCCGUGGACCACUCUGGAUGAGUUCCCCUUGACCCGCUUGGGGCAGCUGAAGUUCUGCAACAACUUUGACGACAUCCUCAACAUUUGCGACGAUUACGACGUGACCUGCAACGAGUUCUUUUUCGACCGUAACCCCGGGGCGUUUAGGACCAUCUUGACUUUCCUUCGGGCAGGGAAGCUCCGUCUCCUGAGAGAGAUGUGUGUGCUUUCGUUUCAGGAGGAGCUGCUGUACUGGGGCAUCGAGGAAGACAACCUGGAGUGGUGCUGCAAGAGGAGGUACCUGCAGAAAAUGGAGGAGAUUGCGGAAAUGAACGAAGCGGAGGAUGAGUUCGCGGACGGCGAAAACCAGUGCGAAGCUGUGGCGGAGACGAAAGCCGGGCGUUGCAUGAAAAGAUUGCAAGACAUGGUGGAGAGGCCUCAGUCUGGGAUUCCUGGGAAGGUCUUUGCCUGUUUGUCGGUGCUGUUUGUGACUAUCACUGCCAUCAACCUUUCUAUCAGCACCAUGCCUGGCUUAAGAGAGGAAGAGGAGAGAGGCGAAUGUUCUCAGAUGUGCUACAAUAUUUUCGUGGUGGAAUCCGUCUGUGUGGGGUGGUUUUCCUUGGAGUUCCUCUUGAGGCUCAUCCAGGCGCCCAGCAAGUUUGUGUUCCUGAGGAACCCCUUGACCCUGAUCGAUAUCGUCGCCAUCCUCCCCUACUACAUCACCUUACUGCUGGACAGCACUUCGCUGGGCAGCAACAAGAAGCCGACCUCCGGCAACAUCUACCUGGACAAGGUGGGCCUGGUCCUCCGCAUCCUGCGUGCCUUGAGGAUUCUGUACGUCAUGCGUCUGGCCAGGCACUCGCUGGGCCUGCAGACUCUGGGGCUGACGGCCCGCAGGUGCACCCGCGAGUUCGGGCUCUUGCUGCUGUUCCUCUGCGUGGCCAUCGCGCUUUUCGCGCCCCUCUUGUACGUGAUCGAGAACGAGAUGGCGGACUCCCAGGAGUUCACCAGCAUCCCUGCCAGCUACUGGUGGGCCGUGAUCACCAUGACGACGGUGGGAUACGGUGACAUGGUACCCAGGAGCAUCCCGGGUCAGGUGGUGGCCCUGAGCAGCAUUCUCAGCGGCAUCCUGCUCAUGGCCUUUCCCGUCACGUCCAUCUUCCACACGUUCUCGCGCUCGUACAUCGAGCUGAAGCAAGAGCAGGAGAGGAUGAUGUACAGGAGGGCGCAGUUCUUAAUGAAAACAAAGUCCCAGUUAAGCAACGCAUCACAGGGGAGCGGCAUGUUUCCGAGCCUCCCUUCAGAGACCAGGAAUGACGGCUGAAACGGAAGUUUCCACGUCUGCCCUGUUGCCGAGCAAACAGUGACAGGAUUUCUUUCUCUCUCUCUCUCGCUUUUUUUUUAAAUCUCGGCAUUUGCUUCUGGAGGCGUUUGGGAGAGAUGGCAUUGUACAAAUAAACACGCAAAGGGCUUUUAGCCAUUAUGACCGUAGGGACUUGGUUCAUCAUUAUGUUGUAUUAGCAUUGCUGUUAGGGGGUGGGGGUGGGGGGGUAAGAUUGUUGCUUUCCAGUAGGCUGCACAAUUUGGGAUCAUGAAAUGGAGAUUUGUUUAUUUUUUAAAGUAAGAACAACAUGCAUCGUUAACCAAAAGGAGAACAGUGUAAAAUUACAUACUGGGCACAGCUGUUGCCAUUUGUAACGUAAAGAGGCAGGCCGUUUUCCAAGAG